AUGAAGAGCACCGCCGCCUGUCUGAUAGUCGCCCUUGCGGCGCUGUCCGCCGCCCACUCGGCGCCCACCGCCGACCAGGUGGCGCCCCAGUCCGCCACCCAACUGGCCCUGGACAUGUACCACGGCUGCCUGAAGGACCUCAGUGUUUCCUGCGUGCGUCCCAAGGCCCUGCAGUGGUUCAACUCCGCCCUCCGGCAGCCGGAGGUGCGCAUCACCGAGCGCCUGUCGAUCGUCCGUAGCGCGGAGAGGGUCGAGUCCCGAUCCCUGAACCCGGCGGAGCGCCUCUUCGACGACAUUGACAGCUACCUGGGCAGCCACUCCCUGAGGAUCCAGGCUCCAGAGUACUUCCGCACCUCGGAGGCCCGCUCCCUGGUGCCCGACUUCCUCAUGUCGAAUCCGCUCACUCAGGGUGGAUUAGUUCCUCUGUCAGCUGCUAACGAAGGACGUGGCAUGAUCCGCAAGGCAGUUCUUCCGUUCCUGCUGGGUUUGAAACUAAAGACCACUGUGCUGGUGCCACUGGCCUUGGGACUCAUUGCGCUGAAGACCUGGAAGGCCAUGACUUUGGGCCUGCUCUCAUUGGUACUGUCUGGAGCCUUGGUUAUUUUCAAGAUUGCCAAGCCCAAGAUUGUCAACUACGAGGUGGUGCACUAUCCCCACCAUGUGGACCAUGUGGUGCCCCAUCACAUUGAGCACGUAGUGCCCCAUCACAUCGAGCAUGUGGUGCCCCAUCACAUUGAGCACAUUGUGCCGCAUCACAUCGAUCAUCAUCUUGAGCACCACAUCGAUCACCACGUGGAUCUGCCCGUGGAGCAUAUCGAGCACCUGGAGCACCCAUCGCCCGCUUGGGAUCCUCAUGCCUGGGCCCGAUCCUCGCAAGAGCCGCAGGAUGCCCAGGACUUGGCCUACGCGGGUCAGAAGUGA
Drosophila santomea is the source of this 921-nucleotide messenger RNA. RefSeq lists its product as uncharacterized. Bases 1 to 921 code for a protein of 306 amino acids. NCBI's taxonomy places the organism in Eukaryota, Metazoa, Arthropoda, Insecta, Diptera, Drosophilidae. The transcript has 2 exons. The record is from RefSeq and is a predicted model, not a curated record.